AUGUCUGAGUACGGGCGCAUGGACCCGUUCUCCUUCGCGGGCUCCAAGGAUGUCCAUCAUCCUGUGAGCAUUCGCAUAAUGAACCUUGAGGGCGAGGAGCCUCCAUUCAAACCUUCGACUCUUCUCGAGAAGCCCGAACUGCGACACAUCGGCUCCAACACGAGCUCCCACUCCGACCUCUACGUCACGGUUCAGGUUUGGGCCGGUUCCAAACCCUUGACUGUACCCGUUCAGACCGCCUACAAACCCUUCCGAACCGAGCGAAAGUGGAACGAAUGGCUUCAGCUACCCAUCACAUACGAUUCCCUUCCACCCAACUCAUGCUUGGCCAUCACAGUAUGGGAUCUGUCGCCAACCGGCGGGACUGGAGCGCUUGGCCAUGCCAUCCCCUUUGGCGGCACAACCUUGCCCAUGUUCGAUGAAGAUAAUCAAGCGCAAAAGGGUAGGCAGAAGUGCCUCGUUCACCGUCACAAGCACGCAGAUGGUACAGACAACACAGCAACCCCCGCUCUAGUCUCAAAUAAAAAGAGGACAACAUCUCGCAAGGGACCGCUUCCUCCUCUAGACAAAGAUGCAGAAGAGCUGGAUCGGAUGGAGACUUUGUUCAAGAAGCACGAGAUGGGAGAAAUUCCCCGUGUUGACUGGCUAGAUCAGAUGGUCUUUCGCAGUUUCGAGAAGCGAGGCCUUCAAGCCGCAAAGUCAUCGAUGCAGAUGCUCCAGCGACAGCGAGCUAUUAACGGAGAGAACGACCUCAAUGGUCCAGAUAAUGAGAAAAGCGAGGAUGGGCGACCAGGUCCUUCGACGUUUCUUCUCAACGUCGAGUUGCCACGUUUCGAUUUUCCCGUCGUCUUUGCCGACCACGAAUACGAUCCUCCCCCGAUCUCGCCCCUCCAAAACCUUUCAGUCUCACAAGCCAGCAUGGCUCACCGUCAGCCGCAGGUUCAGUAUGGGCCAGGAAUUAACGCACUUAGUGAAAGCUCAUAUGGGCUUGAGGGGCGGCUGAUCAAGGUCUAUGACCCCGAGGCUGGCCAUAGAGACAACCCGGCAGAGGCGAAGCAUCGUCGAUUGUUCAGAAGCUCCCACCGGCAUGGCAUCCUCGACAAGGACUUGAAACCGAAUGCCAAGGUUCGAGAUGAGCUCAAUCUCAUCAUGUCAUAUCCUCCAACCCAGGUCCUUACGCCAGAGGAGACGGAUUUGGUGUGGAAAUUCCGAUAUCAUUUGACCCGAGAUAAGAGAGCCUUGACCAAGUUUGUCAAGUCAGUCAACUGGGGCGACCAGAGCGAAUCGAAGCAAGCCGUCCAGGUGCUUGGGCGGUGGACUGCAAUCGACGUCGAUGAUGCUCUUGAGCUCCUUGGCCCGUCGUUUGACAACUCAGCAGUCCGGUCCUAUGCCGUGGACCGACUACGCAAGUCAGACGAUCAGGAACUGCUCCUAUACCUUCUUCAGCUGGUGCAGGCUCUCAAAUACGAGCAUAUCUCGACAGACUCGGAUGAGGAGAGCAGCCACGAUUCAUCUCUAGCCCGCUUCUUGAUUCAACGUGCUGCGGCGAACUUUAUGCUGGGAAACUAUUUCCAUUGGUAUCUAAUGGUGGAAUGUGAUGACCGCAGCCCUGAACAGGGCAUCGAUAACCGAAAUAUCUACCGAAAGGUUGCUUACGAGUUCAUGACGGAACUUGUCAAGCAGCCAGGCGGUACAGAAACACGCAAAACUCUUCUGCGACAAGCCGAGCUGGUUGCCAUCCUAUCCAGGAUCGCACAAGAGGUCAAGACGUCAAAUGACACGAUAGCGAAGAAGGUGGACAAAGUCAAGCACUUCCUGGCAGAUCCCAAGAACGAGCUGCUUACCUUUGAUCCGCCCUUACCGAUGCCUCUCGAUCCAUCAAUAUUGAUUACUGGUGUCGUGCCAGACCAAACCCUGGUAUUCAAGUCUUCACUGAACCCGUUCAAGUGCACCUUCAAGACUACUACCGGAAGCACUUAUCCCAUCAUCUUCAAGUUGGGUGAUGAUCUCAGACAGGAUCAGCUCGUGAUCCAGAUCAUUACACUGAUGGAUCAGCUCCUGCAGAAGGAGAACCUGGAUCUCAAGCUGUCUCCCUACAAGAUCCUGGCAACCAGCACAUCAGCAGGCGCCUCGCAGUUUGUCCAGUCUGCAAGCUUGUCAAGUAUUGUCAACAAGUUCCGGCAAAACCCAGCGUUGGCCUACCUCAAGUAUCAUAACCCAGACGACAGGCAGCCUCUGGGUGUGCGACAAGAGACGCUGGACACUUAUGUGAGAUCAUGCGCGGGCUACUGUGUCAUUACAUAUAUCCUAGGUGUGGGUGAUCGUCAUCUCGAGAACCUGCUCCUUGCCCCCGACGGGCACUUCUUCCAUGCCGACUUUGGUUUUAUUCUUGGUCGAGAUCCCAAACCUUUUGCGCCCCUGAUGAAGCUUUCUAAAGAGAUGGUAGACUGUAUGGGUGGCGUGCAGUCAGAGCACUAUCAGCAGUUCAAGCAGUACUGCUUCCUGGCAUACACGGCAUUGCGCAAGUCGUCAAACCUGAUACUCAACCUCUUCAGCCUCAUGGUGGACGCUAACAUCCCAGAUAUCCGGCUGGAGCCGGACAAGGCGGUACUUAAGGUGCGGGAGCGGUUCCACCUGGAGCUCAGCGAGGAGGAGGCCCUGAGAUACUUUGACCGGGUUAUCGAAGAUACGCUGACGGCGUAUGCGCCUGUUGUGAUUGACAAGCUGCACGAGUGGGCGCAAGCUUUUCGAGCAUAG
This is a messenger RNA of Fusarium keratoplasticum, 2757 nucleotides long. RefSeq names its product Phosphatidylinositol 3-kinase VPS34. The transcript has 4 exons. Gene Ontology annotation, molecular function: 1-phosphatidylinositol-3-kinase activity. The coding region runs from base 1 to 2757 and encodes 918 amino acids. Gene Ontology annotation, biological process: autophagy of peroxisome; phosphatidylinositol-mediated signaling; endocytosis. Gene Ontology annotation, cellular component: endosome; cytoplasm; phosphatidylinositol 3-kinase complex, class III, type II. The record is from RefSeq and is a predicted model, not a curated record. NCBI's taxonomy places the organism in Eukaryota, Fungi, Ascomycota, Sordariomycetes, Hypocreales, Nectriaceae.